AUGUUAAGAAUCGGUUCCAGAUGCGUUAGAAGUGUGCCUAAGAGUUCGUUGCGAGUUUCUAGCACCAAAAUUGGCAAGCUAUUCGUUCGCUCAGUAUCAGAUAAGCCAGAAGAGGUAUUCACAAAGUUAUCUGAUGAAAAUGAUCCGCAGAGGGAUGCUUUCUUCAAAUACUCAUGGGGUACAUGGUUGAAGAAUGAUAAACAAGAAAAGGAGAAGAGAAUUACUAAGUUCUCUCUCGAGGGUUUGAACAGCGUGAUUGAUGAUUUGUAUAAGCAAUCCAUAGAAAACGCUAAAAGAUUAUCGAAAAGCAGCAUUCCACCACCAGCUUAUUUACCAAACUUAACUGUUUCUCUCCCACACAAUGUUAAAAUUGAGAAUAUCGGGACAGUUAAUCCCAAUGAAAAGAUCAGAAUUGUGUCAAUGGCUAGCAUCCAUGAAGGUAAGCAUCACAGAAUAUACAAAAUUGAUACCAACGCCGAAAAGUCCUUUGUUUUAAGAAUUCCAUACGCAUUGGACGAUGAAAAUACCCUUGCUUACAGAUUGAAGAGUGAAGUGGCCACUAUGGAUUUUGCCGAUCUCAAACUGGGUCUUAAAGUUCCAAAAGUUUACAGUUUCGGUGUUAAUGCUUUGAACCCUGUCAGACAGCCUUUCAUUUUGGAGGAAUAUAUAGAAGGUACGCUUCUAAUGAGAAGUUGGACUCCGUUGGAGAAUGACGCCGAGGAUGGCAAAUCUCAUAAGGAUAAGUUAAAUGCUGUCAUUAAUCCUAUUUCUAAGUUCCAGGCCAAGCUCGCAGAAGUUAAGUUUAACGCCUUCGGAAGUUUAUAUUUUGCCAAGGAUUACAAAACUUCUGAAGAGUCGGCUUAUGAAGGUGAAACAAAUGAAGAAUUAAAAGAUAGAUGGAGAAUUGGCCCAAGUGUUGAAAGAUGCUUAUGGAGAAAAAAGUCUACUUUGAACUUCGAUGACCGCAAACAAUAUUUAGGACCAUGGGAUAUAUCAUCUCCUUUAGAUAUCGUCAAAUGUACAGGAUUACUGGAAGCGGAAAACGCUCGUGCUAGACUAGGUCUUGUCCAAGCUCACGCAUCGCCAGAAGUUGUCGCCGAAGAUAUAUUGAAAGAUCAAAUAAAGACUUUUGAUAAUCUUGCCAAAGUUGCCCCAGAUCUAAUUAAUACUAAAACCACUUCUAUUCCGAAAAUGGAGAAUCUUUUAAAGCCUCGUUUACAUCAUCCAGAUUUAGACCCAAUGAAUGUUAUUUUAAAAGAAGAUGAUGAUGUUCCUUACUUAUUGGACUUUGAAGGAUCAUCCAUUAAGCCUUACAUUUUACAAAACACUCCUCAAUUUGUUGCCUACGAUGGACCAAAAAUCUAUGACCUAGAAAAGGAUAUUGAAGGGUACAAGGACAUGGAAGAAUCGGAAAAAGCCAAACUUGAGUUCAUGUACAAGCGUACUCGUAACCAGUUUUUAUGGGAGUUUGCUUUAAAUGAAAACUUACCUGAAUUGAUCUCUUCUGUCGCUCCACCAAUCAAAGUUUUGAGAAACCCUUAUGUGGCUGCCAUCGAAAGAAAGUCCGACGAAGAAUACCUUUUGAUUGAAGAAGCUCUUCUUCAAUUGGCUGAAGUCUGGCCGAUCUUCGCUAAUAACAAAUUAGUAAAUGCCGCUGAAUACCCACUAAAAUAUUCCGAAGAAGAAGUCAAAAAGCAUGCUGAUGCAUUGAACGCUUAUCAUGAGAAACUGAUUUCCCAACCAUUUGCCGCUACCCAAGGAUGGAUGCCACAAGAUAUGUUUGAUAACCUAGUUCAAGGUGGCAUUUUGGUAAAAAAUGAGAAAGGAGAUUACGUUAUUUCUCGCACGGAAGAUGCCUAA
Kluyveromyces lactis is the source of this 1860-nucleotide messenger RNA. It is a transcript of the gene AIM9, whose product is annotated as Aim9p. Bases 1 to 1860 code for a protein of 619 amino acids. The transcript has a single exon. Gene Ontology annotation, cellular component: mitochondrion. The record is from RefSeq and is a predicted model, not a curated record. Lineage: Eukaryota; Fungi; Ascomycota; Saccharomycetes; Saccharomycetales; Saccharomycetaceae.